This is a messenger RNA of Anopheles funestus (African malaria mosquito), 2830 nucleotides long. It is a transcript of the gene ast, whose product is annotated as protein asteroid. The transcript has a single exon. Lineage: Eukaryota; Metazoa; Arthropoda; Insecta; Diptera; Culicidae. The record is from RefSeq and is a predicted model, not a curated record. The coding region runs from base 81 to 2720 and encodes 879 amino acids.
UUUUGUAAACAAAUCGCACGUGCAGAAACAGCAACAAAGUGUUCCAGUGAGGCGAUUCUGCAGUAAAACCCCGAAGAAAAAUGGGAGUUCGUGGUUUAACAACAUAUAUCGGUGUAAAUGCAUCGGUUUACCUGAAACCUUACGAACUGCACGACUCAAAACUGGUCAUCGAUGGCGACAAUCUGUGCCUGCAGCUGUUCAAACGCUCGCAAAACAUCUCGGUCCCGCUCGGUGGAAAUUACGACGUUUACUAUCGGAUUGUGGUGGAGUUUUUCGAAAAGCUUAAACUGGUUAACGUUACUCCUUACGUUCUUCUAGAUGGUGGGUACGAAUCGCGCAAGAUGAGCGUCAUAAUGGGCCGGAUGCAGCAAAGGAUUGGGAAAAUGAAAGGAUUCCACCUUGCAGCGAUUUCCGUCACUACGCCACUCAUGUUACGUGAGGUGUUUGUUGAUGCGCUGAGGGCAUCGGGAGUAUCCUUCAUGCGCUGUCCCUUUGAAGCAGACGAUGAGGUGGCGAUUUUAGCGCGUAAACUAAACUGUCCGGUAUUGAGCUACGAUUCUGACUUUUACAUUCAUGAUGUCCAGUACAUACCGUUUGUCACGCUGUCGAACAAGCCGUACCACAAGGUGUCGGACAAGGAAGGGGAAAACUUUAAGAUAGGUGUCGUACAAAGGAAGCAGCCCAGGAAAGCAAAACAUCACACCGAUGGCAUAAAAUACGUCGCUCAGUACGGUGAUGAAGAUGUGAUUGAAGUUGACGAAAUGAAAACGUACACCUAUCUAGACUGUUGCUUGUACACGAUCGACAAUCUAACUGGUCCACAUGAUCGGCUUAACAAAGAGAUGAUACCACUGUUUGCGGUACUGCUCGGGAAUGAUUACAUCGAACGUUCUGUGUUGAACCCAUUCUACAAGGUGAUAAAGACCGGUCGAGUAAACCGCAAAAUUAACCAACACGAGCGUCGCUUGAAGGUGGUACUGAAAUGGUUACAAAAUCACACACUACAGUCGGCUACGCGUGCAAUUAUUCGCCACAUUAAGGGAGAACACAAGCAGAUCGUGUACCGCCAGAUUCUGACGGCGAUGCGUGGCUACAAUUGUGAGGACUGUAAAGCUUUACAAUUUUUCGGUUUGCAGGAUAGUGAAGCCGUCCGAGUACCACUGGACGAUGAAGAACUUGAGCGAGAACUACAGACACAAUUGGGAGAAGUGGAUACAGAGACAGAACAGAAAGUGGACUUCGGUGAGGAAAGUUUAAUUAUUAGCGAGGAUAAUGAUCAGCAAGUCGAACGUGAACCGAUAUCAGAGACUGACGAAGAAGUGGACGAUCAGUCGUUACCAAAUAAUUCUUGUGAAGCAGAAAGCGUUAAAGGUGAAGAUGAAAAUGACCCACCGCUCACCGAAGAAUCCGAUUCGGGCGACCAGAUUACGGAUGGUCAAGAUCCACUCGUUGAGCCGGGUCUGAUACGCAACAAGUUCACCGACCGCAACUGGCCCGAAUGGUUUAAAGAGCUUUAUAGUACCGCGAAAGUUCCACGCUUUUUAGCUGAUUUACUGCAUUCAAAUUUUUUCGUCAACUAUCCCCAAAUCGAGGACAUCCGCCGCCCGGAUGCUAACAAAAUAAGUCAUCCGAUUUUGCGAACCAUUUUCGCAAUACUUAAAACCAGUUUCAAGGUGAAAACAACCGAAUUCAAGUACAUCACUAGAAAGGUGAACAGUACCGGAGUAAAAAGUGCUCUUCUUCAAGACGUGUGUUUACCACCAGGGAUAGCUUACGAUCCGGCCAAAUUGCCUAACGUUCUUCUCCUGCAAAAGCUCUUUGAAGAGUCCGGUAUAGAACAGUGGCAAGAUUUGUUUCGUACGAUUAAAAGCGUUCCGAGCAAUCUAAGGUUAUACUUUUUGGCGAUAAUCUAUUGGGCCAAGAACUGUUCCAGCGUAAACCUGGCACACGUACAUGCACUGAUUAUAUGCGUUUUACAGUUGCAAAUUGUUGACAAAGCGUUGAAAAGUUUAAAUCGAAACGUGGAACAGUUCCAGCAACAGAAUCGAUCGUACCUGGAACAGCAGCGAAAAACGAGUCAAACGAAUGGUGCGGGGAAAAAGGACACAAAACCAUCAGCGAAUGAGUUUAAUCGAACAUUUUACAACAAGCUAACGAGUGGCACUUCACGAGCGGAACUGAUCCUAACGUACGCCGAAUUAAUACAACAUUUUUCACUGCACCAAAAGUCAUUAGGGGAACGUAAAGUACCGAUUGAAUCCGAUACCAUGCACACACUGGCCAGGUUUCAAUCGGUUUGUUUCAAUCUGUAUGCCCUAAUCCCGCUGUUAGGUUUCCCGUAUGAAAAUCUGCUCAUGCACGAACUGUACAACAGCGUGUUCGUGUAUAAUAUGUACGAGUGGAUAAAAGCACGUGCUGAUCUGUUUGAAUACGAGCGAUCGUCCAUAUUUCUAUAUUCCCCGGCACUGUUAGCCGGCUUGCGUGUGAUGGUAGAAUUUGUACAAAAGUACGUACCAGAGCUAAAAGAUCGGAAACGAGCGGUAAAGGCAAAGGCUAAGGGAAAGAAACGGACCCAAGUGACAAGACAAUCGAAACGAACAGCUCAGGAGCAAGUAAAGCCAGCAAACGACUGGGAAAAGAAGGAAGAUACCAGCGAAAGUGACGAUGAAGCGUUUGUUGAUACGAAUAAUAAGUUUAGCCAACUGUUGCUAGCUGGUUGAUGGCAAAUAAAAUGUGUGAAAAUGUGAAAAACGUUAAAAAAAAUUAUUAAUGCGUGAGAAAAGCUAAUGAACAAAUCAUUAAAAUGAAAUGCUUAACAAGGCACAAUUGC